AUGCUCUCCGAGCUUCCGACCAUGGAUCAAUCGCCUGAUGGUAUCUCACCUACGAGCGCCGACCCCGCCGUCGUCGGUAACGCUCCCUCGAAUCAGCCCCCCAAGACACAAGCCAAGUUCCCUCCCCCAAAGACGGACAAACCUCGACCACACGUCUGUGGAACCUGCGGCCGUUCGUUUGCCAGAUUGGAGCACCUUAAGAGACACGAGCGCUCGCACACCAAGGAGAAGCCCUUUGAGUGCCAGGAAUGCAAAAGAUGUUUCGCCCGUCGAGACCUGCUUCUGCGACACCAACAGAAGCUGCACUUCACAAACAACCCCUCUAGCCGGCCGAAAAACAACAGACGGGAAAGCACUAGUGGACCCGUCAAUGGGGGUCGUGUAAGAAAGGGCUCAAUAGCCAAUGCUGGUGCUGCCGCGGGGAACGCAGGCGGUAGACCUCGAGCGAGCACACUUGGCCAUUUGGACAUAGGAUCCCUCGGACUGAUGGGUGUCGUCGCUCCGGUCGAUGCACAAAGACAAACCCAUGCCAGUAUGGCACACCACCGGAUGAGCAUGAGCAACGCUCAACAGCGGCCAUCAAACCUGGAUCUCAAUGGCAUCAACAGUAUGGCGCAUCCGGGUAUGGGCCAACAAGACGGCUUCGACCUCUCUCGUGUUGAUACCCACACUUCCCAUAUAGACUUUGGUGAGCCAUUGACACACAUUCACACCGCGCCGGCCUAUACAGGCAUGCAGCCAUCCGAGUUGGAACAGCUCUUCACCCCAGGAGGGAAUACAGUGAAUCCUGCUCAGCUGCACUUUGCCGCUUCAACAGCACCGCAGCCUGUAAAUCUCCAGAACUUCCACAUGAACCAAUUCGACUUGUUUGGUCAAGGAGACGACUUUGCUUGGAUGCGAGACUGGGAUUCGCAAAUACAAUCACAUGCCAACAAUGAGGCCAUUGAUCAGUCAUCGCCAUCCCAGUUCAGUACUGCCAGCCAAAGUGGUUAUUCCGAAACUGUGACGGAUGGUCCUUUCCACAUCAAUGUUUCUCAGGCUGGUUGGAACCCCAAUGACAUGCAGGCUCUGAUGACUCCUGGAGCAUUGAAUCUGGACGUCCUUGGCACAGGACUUCCAUCUAUUGAUCCUCCAAUGACCACCGUUUCGCCACAAAACUUGCUUGAUCCGUCUUCUAUCGCCGAUAGCAAGCUGGACACUCUCAUGAUGCACUCUGGCGUGUCUGAUUCUUUAAGUGGUAUGCAUUUCAACCAAUUCCAGCAAACUUCCCUCUCCAACUUUGAUUCGGACAGCCCUAGCAUCUCCUCGUCAUCGGUACCAGAUAGCGCGAGGCAGAGCUCAGUAACAUCCAUCUCCACAGAUUCAAUCACAGACGCAACUCGUCAAGCUUUGCUCCUCAGUCUCUCGCAACAAUCUGCCUUCAGCCACAGAAAGUUUUCACAGCCAUCCAUCAGCUCACCUCUAUCGCCCAGGCCUCAAGGACCAAACCUCCCUCCCACUGCUGAUCUGCAGCGUUACAUCAAUGCAUACAUCCAGUACUUUCACUCUCACCUGCCAUUCCUUCAUAUACCCACAUUGUCAUUCGAUUCGCCUGAAUACAUGACCAACCUGCGGAGCGCCGGCUCUCAGGCCUCGGUCAAUCACAGUGGCGUAGUCGGAGGUGGAGGUUGCCUGAUUUUGGCAAUGGCUGCAAUUGGUGCUCUAUACGAGUACGACCACCAGGCUUCCAAAGAGUUAUUCGAUUCCGCGAAAAAGAUGAUUCAGCUCUAUCUUGAAGAGCGUCGCAAGGCCGACAUGUCUGCAGCUGUCAAUGGCGGUCAGUACUUCAGUACGGAAAGCUCAUCGCACAACACACCGCUGUGGUUAGUUCAGGCAAUGCUGCUGAACGUCAUCUAUGGUCACUAUUGUGGCGACAAGACCGCGGCAGACAUUGCGAGCAACCAUUGCGCAGCAUUGGUCAGUCUUGCUCGUGCUGCAGAGUUGGCACAUCCAGCCACAAACCAAGAUAAUUUCGGCGACGCCAAAGAUGAAAAGCCAGAUGUUCACAUGGAUGAUGGCUCUUCUCCAUUCAAUGGGCACACAAAUGUCCACCUGCAAUGGUUGAAGUGGAAGGAAGCAGAAGAGCGCAAGAGAACGCUUUUCGCCAUCUUCAUCCUGUCCAGUCUGCUUGUCAUUGCGUACAAUCAGACGCCAGCUAUCACCAACUCCGAGAUUCUUCUUGCACUACCUUGCGAUGAGGAGCUCUGGACAGCGGAUAGUGCUCGAGAAUGGGCUGCCAGAGGAGGCACCCAAGCAGCCGAAGCCAGUGCUACGCCAUUCUCUGCCGCACUGAGCGAUCUCUUGACCGCCAACCAAAGACAACAAAACAUGUACGGCUACAACAGAUACAGCCCCAACGGUGACUCUCAUGGAGUAAGCAGCCAGCUUCGACCAAGCACAUUCGGGUGCUUGGUUCUGAUCAAUGCUCUUCACAAUUACAUCUGGGAGACGAGAAGCAGACACAUUGGACGCCAGUGGACAGCACAAGAGACUGAAUCCAUGGUGGCACACAUCGAACCCGCCCUGAACGCGUGGCAAGCUGCAUGGAAAGCCAACGACCGCCACAAGUUGCAGCGACCAAAUCCUUUCGGUUUGGGCCCUUUGGCAGCUGAUAGCAUCCCUCUAUUGGACCUAGCAUUUGUGAGGCUCUUCGUCAAUCUUGGACGCUCAAAAGAGGCCUUCUGGCAGCGCGAUUUUGAGGCCAUGUCAGAAGAGCUAGCUUGUGGUAUCGACUUCGCACAUAUGGGUUCUCCUGAUCAUCCAUCCAAUGGUUCAUCUGGGGACUCGCCCGACUUNUUGCAAGGUGCUUAUCCACAUGGUCAAGCACAUUCGUCAGGCCACAGCUCUAAGCGUGAGCGUCACCUGCGCAAAGCAGCUUUCUAUGCAGCGGAUUCGCUUGUCAUUUCGUCCAAGUGCAACCUGACGUUCGCAGAUUCUUCUGCUCAUGAAUUGCCAAUCCAAUCAGCUCUCUGCUUCCUUGACUGCGCUCAAGUUCUGGCUGAAUGGGAAACAACUGUUCAAGAACGUAUUGGUCGUUACGUGGGCGUGCUGGGCCAGGCUGAUGUCGAUUAUGGCCAAGUGCCCGCCGUUAUGUUGCUCGACACCGAAGACGUGGAGCUAUUGAACAAGAUGGAAAGUAUAUGUACCGUCAUGGAGGAGAAGAUGGCCUUGCAAGCUAAGAUGCUGGCUCACGAGAUGGAUUCUCUAGAUCCCAACGGAACGAUGGGCCUCCCAUCACCCCUGGACAGACUCAAUGGAUUGUCAAAGUGCGGACUUGGAAGUAGGAUCUUGCGUAUGACAGCGCAGAUGCUUGAGAAGGCGGCUGUUUGGCCUGUUACCCAUGUAAUGGCCAGUGCUCUAGAGACACAGGCAUCUCAUGCCGACCACCGUGCCGAGUCCUCAGUCACCGCCAUGUCUUAG
Molecule: messenger RNA, 3459 nt
Organism: Aureobasidium vineae
Lineage: Eukaryota; Fungi; Ascomycota; Dothideomycetes; Dothideales; Saccotheciaceae
Source: the annotation of a GenBank genome assembly